Molecule: messenger RNA, 951 nt
Organism: Mycotypha africana
Lineage: Eukaryota; Fungi; Mucoromycota; Mucoromycetes; Mucorales; Mycotyphaceae
Product: Serine/threonine-protein phosphatase PP1
Exons: 4
Coding region: 1-951 (316 amino acids)
Cellular component (GO): cytoplasm; nucleus
Molecular function (GO): protein serine/threonine phosphatase activity
Source: RefSeq, a predicted model, not a curated record
AUGGCUGACACUGUAGAGGCUGAUGUUGAUUCUAUCAUUUCCCGUCUUUUAGAAGUCCGAGGAAGUCGUCCUGGCAAGCAAGUGCAACUAGGAGAACAUGAAAUCAAAUAUCUGUGUCAUAAAGCACGUGAUAUAUUCAUGAAUCAACCUAUUCUUCUCGACUUGGAAGCACCUAUUAAGAUUUGUGGCGAUAUUCAUGGUCAAUAUUACGAUUUAUUAAGACUGUUUGAAUAUGGUGGAUUCCCCCCUGAAGCCAAUUAUCUUUUCAUGGGUGAUUACGUGGACAGAGGAAAACAAUCUUUGGAAACCAUCUGUUUAUUACUGGCCUAUAAAAUUAAAUACCCUGAAAAUUUCUUUAUAUUACGUGGUAAUCAUGAAUGCGCGAGUAUUAAUCGUAUCUAUGGCUUUUAUGAUGAAUGCAAACGAAGAUACAAUAUCAAACUUUGGAAAACAUUCACUGAUUGUUUCAACUGUUUACCUAUUGCAGCUGUCAUCGAUGAAAAGAUUAUGUGUAUGCACGGUGGUCUUUCACCCGAUCUACAAACAAUGGAACAGAUUCGUCGAGUAAUGCGUCCAACAGAUGUACCCGACACUGGCUUGUUAUGUGAUUUGUUAUGGGCCGAUCCUGAUAAAGAUAUUAUGGGUUGGAGCGAAAAUGACCGUGGUGUAUCAUUCACUUUUGGUGCAGAUAUAGUAUCGAAAUUCUUACAAAAACAUGAUUUGGAUUUGAUCUGUCGAGCGCAUCAGGUCGUCGAGGACGGUUAUGAGUUUUUUGCAAAGAGGCAAUUAGUGACAUUGUUCUCUGCGCCUAACUACUGUGGAGAGUUUGAUAACGCAGGAGCUAUGAUGAGCGUCGAUGAAUCAUUAAUGUGUUCUUUUCAGAUUCUGAAACCAGCUGAAAAGAGAGGAAAAUAUGGAUAUAAUGGAAACAAUAAAGGAAGGAAGGCUUAA